AGCAGCUCCUUUCAUAUUCAAGGUGCGGCUUCACUCAACAGGUGUCUGAGUCAGGACAUCUACAACGUCUCUUAACGGAUUUUUAAAAACAUUUCUAAUACAUUUUUGUGAAUUUAACCGAUUCAGUCGGAGGACUACAGAAACCGCGCUAUUUUUGGAACAAUUAUAGCUCUUUGCCGAACUGUUGCUUCCAGACAUCAAACAGAUAUAGUUUCAGACUAGUUCAUCUUUUUAAGUUCACUGUGAGAAGAUGGCAAAUAAAGGACUGCAGCUCCUGGGAUUUACUCUAUCGGUUCUGGGUUUGAUUGGGCUCAUUGUUGGCACUAUCUUGCCUCAAUGGAAGAUGUCUGCCUACGUUGGAGAUAAUAUAAUCACAGCGGUGGCGAUGUAUCAAGGCCUUUGGAUGUCGUGCGCAUUUCAGAGCACCGGACAAAUCCAGUGCAAGGUGUACGACUCCAUCCUACAACUCGAUGGUGCUCUCCAGGCAACUCGUGCCCUGAUGAUUGUAGCAAUCCUUUUCACAGUAGCGGGACUGGGUGUGGCCAGCAUGGGCAUGAAGUGCACUAACUGUGGUGGUGAUGACAAGGUCAAAAAGUCCCGCAUUGCAAUGACAGGCGGUAUAAUCCUCAUUGUUGCAGCCCUUUGUAGUAUUGUUGCCUGUGGCUGGUUUACACAUCAAAUCGUCCGGGAUUUCUACAACCCCUUCACACCUGUCAAUACAAAGUAUGAGUUUGGUGCAGCCAUUUUCAUUGCCUGGGCAGGUGCAUUCCUAGACGUAAUGGGUGGAGGCAUGUUGGCCGCCACGUGCCCAAAGGGUAAACCAUCUCCCAAGUACCCCAAGUCCUCCAGACCACCCAGCAGCAGCAGGGAGUACGUUUGAGCCCCAUCAAAUCUACAAGCCGAAGAAGUCCAUAACGAAUCACGGAGCAUGUGCAGAAGUUCCCCUAGUCAGCUGAUCUGAGAUCUGUUUAGAUUGUAAUUUUUUUUUUAAUUGUGGUUGACUUAGAAUAGAACAAACUACUCAGAUCAGUGUUCUCGGGUAACUUUUAUUCACGCUCGGUACAGCAGCCCACCUCAGAAAAAAGGUCACUUCUGUUUUCUUUUGAUAAGCACCAAGUCUUUUUUUUUUUUUUUUUUUUUUCCCUUCCUAUUUUGAAUCCUGUUGCUGAUUGUGAGUUUGGAAAGGGGUUCUUCCUCAGUGUGUUCCUCAUUUCAUAAGACUGCCAUGUUUAGUGAACAUGAAAGAAGGAGGCAUGCUCAGGGAAAAAUCAUCACUUGUACUGCUAUGUUACACUGCAUCACUGCUUAUUGCUGGAAAGCCAUGUCCUGACCUCACCAUCUGCCUUGCUUGUUGUGUGCAUCAUCUAAUGAAUUGUGCCAGACACUGAGGUGCAUGAGAAGAACAACAUGCAUUUAUUGUAUAUGUGUAUAUAUAUAUUUAAAAAAAAUUUUUUUUAAAGGGCUAAUAAUAAUAAUAAUAAUAAUAAUAAUAAUAAUAAUAAUAAUUAUAAGAGCUAUAAUUUCUAGUUCACUUUGCUGCAUGAUUUCAGUCUGGUCCCUGUGCCAUCAGACCGUCUCUUUUAACAAAUUCAAAUUAUACUUAAUUUUAUACAAAUCGAUUUUUUUUUAAUGUAUAAAAUUACUGAACUAGUCCAAGAGAACUCGUUUAUGUAAAGUAGUGUUAUACUGAUGGCACUAGAAUUAAAUUGCAGGUGAAAAACAAAAGUUUGACUUGGUUUAGAAUAUGAUAAAGAAGGCACUAAACUUUGCAGUUUUGCAGAUUGGUCUGUUUCUUUUACUGAGCAACAUGAUCAAUGUUUUUUUGUAAAUCAAAGAAAUGGCUCUUAUUUAUGCAAAGUUAAACUUAACCUUAGCUUUUGUGCUCCAGCUCCUCAGUGUCCUAAUUGUUGCAUGUGCACAAUUAUAAAGCUAAUGUUACAAAAUGUUUUGAUACUUCUUUCUUGUAUUUAUACAGUUUUAUCAUAGCUGGUUACAAAUUAGAGGUCAAAUUAGGUCUUUUUCUAUCUGUCCACAACAUGAAACUUAACUCUGACCUUUUUUCUUUCUUUUUUUUUUUUUGCUCUGGUCUUUGUGCUUGGACCACUUGAGAUGGGUUGCUCUCAAGUCUGUUUAGGAGUUUAAGUAAAUUUAGGUUGCAUUAUACUUGAUUUGUGACCAGCUUAUGCAAAUAUUUAACUUUUAAAAAAUGUUUUUGACUGUUUUAGUUGGCAAAUUACACAUUUUAUGUAAAUAAAUUUUUUAAACAAGA
Messenger RNA from Megalobrama amblycephala (Wuchang bream), 2269 nucleotides. RefSeq names its product claudin 7b (gene cldn7b). NCBI's taxonomy places the organism in Eukaryota, Metazoa, Chordata, Actinopteri, Cypriniformes, Xenocyprididae. Bases 251 to 880 code for a protein of 209 amino acids. Gene Ontology annotation, cellular component: bicellular tight junction; plasma membrane. The transcript is spliced from 4 exons. Gene Ontology annotation, molecular function: structural molecule activity. Gene Ontology annotation, biological process: cell adhesion; bicellular tight junction assembly. The record is from RefSeq and is a predicted model, not a curated record.